AUGACACAGGAUAUUGUCAAUGGAAAGGAGGAAGCCUCAAUGAGAAAACACCUACUCAACUUUGAUCACUUUGAAAUUUUGCGAGCCAUUGGGAAGGGAAGUUUUGGGAAGGUCUGCAUCGUGCAGAAGAAUGAUACCAAGAAGAUGUAUGCCAUGAAGUACAUGAAUAAACAGAAGUGUGUGGAACGCAAUGAAGUGAGGAAUGUCUUCAAGGAACUCCAGAUCAUGCAGGGACUGGAGCAUCCUUUUCUGGUGAAUCUGUGGUAUUCCUUCCAAGACGAGGAAGACAUGUUCAUGGUGGUAGACCUGCUACUUGGUGGGGACCUGCGUUAUCACCUGCAGCAGAAUGUCCACUUUCAGGAAGACACAGUGAAGCUGUUCAUCUGUGAGCUGGCCAUGGCCCUAGACUACCUGCAGAGCCAGCGCAUCAUUCACAGGGAUAUGAAGCCUGACAAUAUUUUACUUGACGAACAUGGACAUGUGCACAUCACUGACUUCAACAUUGCUGCUCUGCUGCCCAAGGAGACCCGGAUCACCACCAUAGCUGGCACCAAGCCUUACAUGGCACCUGAGAUGUUCAGCUCCAGGAAGGAAACAGGCUACUCCUUUGCUGUCGACUGGUGGUCCCUGGGGGUGACAGCUUAUGAGCUGCUGAGAGGCCGGAGACCAUAUCAUAUCCGCUCCAGUACUCCCAGCAAGGAAAUUGUGAACAUGUUUGAGACGGCAAUUGUAACUUACCCUUCUGCUUGGUCACAAGAAAUGGUAUCCCUUCUUAAAAAGCUUCUUGAGCCUAAUCCAGACCAACGAUUUUCCCACUUGACUGACAUUCAGAAGUUCCCUUACAUGAGUGACAUGAAUUGGGAUGCUGUGCUGCAGAAGAGGCUCAUUCCAGGCUUCAUUCCAACCAAAGGCAGGCUCAAUUGUGAUCCGACAUUUGAACUUGAAGAAAUGAUUUUGGAGUCCAAACCACUUCAUAAGAAAAAGAAGCGACUGGCAAAAAAGGAGAAGGAGAUGAGAAAAUGUGACUCCUCUCAGACAUGUCUUCUCCAAGAGCACCUUGAUGCUGUUCAGAAGGAAUUUAUAAUUUUCAACAGAGAAAAAGUAAAAAGAGACUUUAAUCAAAGACAAGCAAAUGUUCCCUUGGAACAAUCCAAAAACAACACAGAAGAGGAGGAUGGCCAGAAUAACAACCUAUGA
This is a messenger RNA of Cricetulus griseus (Chinese hamster), 1197 nucleotides long. Lineage: Eukaryota; Metazoa; Chordata; Mammalia; Rodentia; Cricetidae. The record is from RefSeq and is a predicted model, not a curated record.